Hyalella azteca is the source of this 380-nucleotide messenger RNA. RefSeq names its product probable pre-mRNA-splicing factor ATP-dependent RNA helicase mog-4. Lineage: Eukaryota; Metazoa; Arthropoda; Malacostraca; Amphipoda; Hyalellidae. Gene Ontology annotation, cellular component: intracellular anatomical structure; catalytic step 2 spliceosome. Gene Ontology annotation, molecular function: RNA binding. The record is from RefSeq and is a predicted model, not a curated record.
AUGGUUGACGAGGUGGAGCUACUGGACGUUAACCCGACGUCAGCGUCGUCCAGCAGCUCCGAGGACGAGUCUCCUGUAUUAACUGCGAAGGAAAAACAGAAGCAGUCCAUACAGGAGGUGCGGCGCAGCCUGCCUGUGUACCUAUACAGGGAGGCGCUGCUGCAGGCCAUACAGGAGCACCAGGUUCUGAUCAUCGAGGGCGAGACAGGUUCGGGGAAGACGACGCAGGUGCCGCAGUACCUGCACGAGGCGGGCUACUGCGAGGGCGGCAAGAGGGUCGGCUGUACGCAGCCCCGACGUGUGGCCGCCAUGAGUGUGGCCGCCAGGGUCGCCCAGGAGAUGGACAAGAAGCUGGGCAAUGAAGUCGGAUACUCCAUCAG